CGAUCGUCAGCUUAUGACUUUUCCUGAUAUGAUUCCUCUGCCUCUCGAUUUCAUUUGUUCGACAUGUAAAUUUUUAAAUGUGUUCUUCCACUUCCUGUUUGUGUUUGACUGUGUGGCGCAGAUGCUCUUGGUCCUAGCGUCGAAAAUGUGAUUGGGGUUUCUUGCGCUGUCAGUGCAAUUCUUUUUUUGUUUUUUUGGAAUUGGAAGUCGAGCUGAAAGGUAAAUAAAAGACUCAGGCGUUGCUAAAAAAUCUGAAUCUAAACCUUGUUGGAGGCCAUGGCGCAAAAGCUCGUGCACACACGCGGCUCCCCGGGAUGUGGGUUGUUUCUAACCGAUACUGCGGCCGUCAGAGCAUCCAAAAAUCCGCCAGUAAGAAUAAAGUUGCAGAAGGAACACAGCGCCGCGGAGACCGCAUUACGCGAUGAGCUUACGGCACAGAAGAAAAUAAUCAGCAUGCUGGAAGGCAAGGUAGAGUUGCUAAUUUGCUGCAUCAACGAAUGAAAGAACAGAAUGCCAAUGCUGGAGACAGCAACAGGAGCAAAAAAAGAAUGGGACGCCGUCGUAUCACUACUGCGCGAGCAGCGAUUCCGAUUUGUCUGAAAAUGCCGAUGAUGAAACUGAAAAUUAUGCUUCUCUCUCCAGGUGGCUGGGCUUCAGUCCGCAUUUGAUGAGACAAAUGCGUUGCGGCUAGACGCCGAGCAUGACCGGGAGCAGCUUCGAGCCGAAAUCGACACAGCCGACGCUACGCGAGAAAUUGCGCAAGAGGCACAGCAACGAGAACGACAGAAACAGCUCGAAGUGGACGAAUGGAGGCGCUUGUGCAGUAAGCUGGAACUGGAUUUGCAGCGGGAACAAGGUAAGUCUAGCUAGGGAGGUCCUUCGGUCGUUGUAUCCUUUGUUUCUGAUUUCGAUGAUGCGCCGGAAAUGGCCACGAAAAAACGACGCUAUUGCUCGAAGCUUGGGCUUCGCCUGCGCGUUAAAGCACAACAUGUUCUGUCUUUCUCUUUUCUAUCUCUCCUCUUGAAUCGAACAAGAAGUAGAAGAAGUACGUACCACUCUAUUCAUCGAUCCGUCUCGAAAACUUCCUCAACAUACGACCACAGGUGCCGCCUCCUCCUUGCGACACGAGCGGGAUCAGCUGCAGGAGAAGAUGCGGAUGGAUGCGAGCGACUGGAAGACUAUGAUUGAUUCUCUGGUGGCGGAGAAUGUCGAGCACGAACAGGGAGCAACGACUGCGAAAGAAAGGUGCGCCGUUUUGGAAGCCCAGCAUGCGCAACUACUGGAAACCAGUCAGGCGCUCCAGGCCCGUUGUGAGCAGGAACAAAGCCUGAACGCAGAUUUGGAGGCGCAAUUGGCGUUGCUGCAGGCGGACUUCGCAGAGAAGGAAAAGAAAGCAACUGAGCACAUUCGCGUACUGACCGCGGAAAAGUCCCGGAUGUCUGCGCUACUUCGAAAGAGCAACGCAAAUACGCCGCGCAGCGGGACUACAGGUGACCGAGUGGCCGCGUCGCCCGCGUCUACCAAAACUGGAGAACGCCCUGGUGCUGGGGAUGCCGCAGCAACAAGUUCAAAGGUACAGUUGCCGAAUAAAGCGCUUUUCGACCCGGUCAAAGCUUAUUUGGAAGCCACCGCAGCAGCAGUUCUCCCCGCCGAAGAACCUGAACCUGCAACAGAAAAACAGACUGUCGAUGCCCCGGGGGCUGAAGAACAACAUUUAUUUAUUUCCCGACAGCAAUCAGGAGGCAGCACGAGCGUGGCAGGUACCGGCCCCGCAAACGCUAGUCUCUCAUCUCGGACCGAAGUAACGCGGAGCGCGCCAAGCAGUAAAAGCGAUCAGAUCAGGAGCAUGCAGAACACGACCAAACAGACGGCUCCUGGAGCAGCGGUGCCGGGAAUGACGUCGUUUGCAAGCCCCCCGCUUUCUAACAAUGUACAACGUGCCAGCUCUACAACUUCUGGAAGCAGUGCCACGAGCAACAAAGCAACGAUUUCGACAUCUAGCGCGGGUUCGCGCGCAGCUCCUGGUCCAUCCCGGGCGACCGCGCACCCCUCGUCACGAUCAAGCGGAGCCGGCGCGGCCUCCACAUCCGCAUCAUCAAGCGCGAAUCCACGACCUGGUCAGAUGGUGAAGGUGGAUCCGGCGAAAGCGGGCAAGGACUUCGUCCCGCCUGCCCCCCUCGACCAAUCUUCCUGUACCGACGCGCCAAGCUUCCACACCGCCGCCACGACCUAUCAGGAGCUGCUCGGAAAAAGAAAGCACAGCAAGGGCGGAGCAGGGCUGAACCCGACCGGGGUGCCCGUAGCAGCUAGAAGUGUUGGAGGGAAUAAAACGAACCCGGCAGGGACGGCGCAUCUUCCCGGGACGAAAGUUGGGCGAACGCACGCAGCUUCUCCGAGUACUGGAAUUCCUGCUCCUCCAAGCGGUGCACCACGAGGUGGCUCAAAAGAGAAAGUAGUUCAUCAGCAAACAAUUCCUCGCGGGGAUGCAGCCAGCACGCGACCCGUGGGAGGCCCCAAUCCUGGCUCCGGUGCUCCUGUCAGCAAGGGAACUACAGGGCCAGCUGGGUCCAUGUCCAAGUCCACCGAGGGUCCUCCCGCCGGGGCAGGGGGCGGUGUCCCCUCCAACCUCGACAACUGGCAGUUUGGUGGGGAGGACGCCUAUGACGACAACAUCAACGAAAUCAGUCGGGCCGAGGUACAAGGUCUGCCGGAUCACGAUGUGGCUGGGAACGACCCGGACUCAGAGGAUGAGCGCCUCGUGCCGAUGGAGGCAGGCUAAGCCUAAGACGGGACAGAAAGGUGUGUUUCGUCCGAUGCACCAGUGUGAACUUGCCGACGAAAAACUUUUUCGUGAUUCUAUCUGCGUGGUUAGUACCUACUGCUUUCCACAAACUGAUGCAGAGCCGCAAGAACGAGAACGCGAGCAGUGCAGUUUUCGACGUCGGUGUUCAACC
Molecule: messenger RNA, 2954 nt
Organism: Amoebophrya sp. A120
Lineage: Eukaryota; Dinophyceae; Syndiniales; Amoebophryaceae
Source: the annotation of a GenBank genome assembly